Messenger RNA from Acytostelium subglobosum LB1, 1533 nucleotides. RefSeq lists its product as hypothetical. Lineage: Eukaryota; Evosea; Eumycetozoa; Acytosteliales; Acytosteliaceae. Gene Ontology annotation, molecular function: double-stranded DNA binding. The record is from RefSeq and is a predicted model, not a curated record. Gene Ontology annotation, biological process: reciprocal meiotic recombination. Gene Ontology annotation, cellular component: nucleus. Bases 1 to 1533 code for a protein of 510 amino acids. The transcript has 2 exons.
AUGGAUGGAUAUGGAGUACUUAAGCGUGCUGCCAGUUUCAGGAACUAUGCCAAAAGAACUGGACACGCAGUAUAUCAUCUGGAUCUUGGACGAACUGAUGUCAACUACCAUCCAAAGUACCAAAGAUCCAAAUUAGGUAUCUUUGUCAGUAUAUUUGUGAUUGUCGUAGUUGCAUUCUUUGUCGUCUUUACCACAGGUCAAUUCUCUAAAGGUGUACCUGCCAUUAUUUAUAACGCCAAUAUACCAUCACAGUAUGAGGAGAUGAAGACACCGAUGGUGGGCAUAGGUGUGUCCUUCUCAAAUGGCACAUACUUUAGCGAUCCAAACUACUUCACUGUCAAGUACUCCCAGGUAACAAUCACCAACCAUGACAGUGUACCGCGUGUAAAGGUUGGCCUCAACUCGACCACUUGCACCUUCUACCAGAACCCGCCCUCAGGAAUGCCCUCUGGCUACGUGCCACCCAUCUACACAUCGGCGGCAAUCUGCCCCGAGAAGCCCAUCACAAUGAAGGGUUCGUACGAGAUGGACGUCUACCAGUAUCUGGACAUCGCCAUCAAUCGUUGCCAGUGUCCUCCUUUGCCGGCCAACUGCACAUGUGUCAGUGAUGCCGAGUUCAACGCGGUGUUCUUCAAGGACACCAACAUUAACCUCAUCGUUCAGGAGCGUAACCCAUCCUAUUCGAUCUUUGCCAACAAGUUCUCUGUUGUGCCAAGCGCCGACUUCUCGCAGCCUCCCGUGCCACGUAACUUCACCAACGGCAUGUUCUGGUACACAUCUCGCCUGCACAUCCAAAAGGUAGACGUAACCAUCCAGAAGAAGACCAUCUACAUCGGCCCACGUUUCAUCUUUGACUACAACGUCGAGACCUUCUACACGGUUGGUGGAACAGUGGCACGCACAGCCGACUACAUGCCCCAGCCAACCAAUGUGACCAACAACCUGUUCAAGGCGUACAUCCGUCUGGAUGACUAUGAUAACCAGGAGUACCGCCAGAGCCCUCCUCUGCUUCAGUUGGUCGGCUCAUGGGGUGCGCUGUGGACCUUCUUCAGUUUGACCCUGCUCCAACUCGUACAGAUCUACAACUACAAGAAGCAUGAGCGCGAGAAGUCCAUCGACAAGAUGGUCACUGACUUGGUUCUUGGCUCGCCUACCAAAGGACAUGAUGGAAAGCCAAUGUCCGAUCCAAACAACAACAACAACAACAAUAGCGGCAGCAGUCUUGGCGCGUUGGACAGCAACAACAACUUUUACAACAGCAGCGGCGUGUCCAUCAUGGUCAAUCAGGUGGAGAUGGGCGUGCUCAGUAGCGAGAACAGAAGGAACUCGAGGAACAUCCUCAACGCCAGCUCCUCGGGCAGUCUUGAUCAGUUGGGCUGGCCUGGUCCCAACAAUAACGUCUCGUCAUUUGGCAUCAACUCCUCUACAGACUACAACAACGAUAGUCUUCAGCCACCCAACAACAACUCUGUCAAUAUCAAGACCAGCGUAGACAGCAGCGCCAGCUCUGAUGUCGACUCUCGACAUAUCUAA